AUGGUUAGCAACCUCUCUGGCAGAACAGAUCGUAACGCACUUACUUGCAGUGGUCUAGUGUCGCGGAGGGGAGGGAUCGCCCGGGUUAUAAGUGUAGGACACACGAUACGGGGAUCUAAGGCGAGCGCUCAUUGGCUGUUCCCCUCCACCAAUCAGAAAGCGCCUCUCACAGUAGACAUUUUUAGCCAGGCGGGGACUCUUGAAGUGCUCAUUCGACCCACGUCUUCUGCGAACGUUACAUAUCUCCCACUAUCAAGGGAUAAUUGA
Molecule: messenger RNA, 267 nt
Organism: Nezara viridula (southern green stink bug)
Lineage: Eukaryota; Metazoa; Arthropoda; Insecta; Hemiptera; Pentatomidae
Source: the annotation of a GenBank genome assembly